ACGCAACCUGACACCCAUCUAGUGGGAAUUAAUUGUAACGGCAAGCGUCGAUGACUGUCGUAAAUGUUUAAGCCGCGACACGGAAUCGCUUGACGGUAUAUCGCGCCUCAACCAAUAUGGCCGCUUCGUUGGUAUGCGAGAAAACACAAUACAGGGUGAGUUCUGUCCUAAAUAGAGACGUGAAACAGUUUGGGAAGAGGUUUAUGUUUGACAACAACGAGGAGACAUGCUGGAACUCAGACCAGGGUGACUGUCAGUGGUUGAUUUUCGAUUUCCCCCAAUCAGUGAGAGUGUCCGAGUUAAAAGUUCAGUUCCAGGGAGGCUUUUCGGCCAAAACAUGCAGGAUGGAAGGAUUUUCAGAAGAUGGAGAUUUCAAAGUAAUAAGUCAUUUUUACCCAGAAGACAACAACUCUCUCCAGUGCUUUCCCAUACAGGACAUGGCCGCCGCGGACAGAGUCAAAAUAACAUUUGAGAACAGCGCCGACUUUUUCGGGAGAAUUAUUGUUUAUACUUUGGACGUCCUGGGGGAGAAAGCAACAUGACCCGCAAACUGAUAAAGACUGAGGAAAAAUGCAGGACUUCAGAUCUGUUGGAUGUAUGUGCCGCAAUGGAGUCAAUACAUGGGAAUACUGUACAGUAAUAGGAAUUGGGAUUUUUUGGGGGGGGACAGCUCUGAAGACAUCCAAUUCCAAUGUAUGCAAUGAACACUCAUUAUUCUGGAACAUCAUGCCAUAGAAAAAAAAAACAUUUAUUACAACUUGUUUACAUUCAUUGUCGCUGGUCUCCAGCCAAAUUGAACAAUCCCGCUGCACGGCUGGCAAAUAUUGUUCCGUUUUUGUUAUCAUGCCUCGCAUACAAACUAAACAAAAAUAAGUACUUUCGA
Molecule: messenger RNA, 883 nt
Organism: Syngnathoides biaculeatus (alligator pipefish)
Lineage: Eukaryota; Metazoa; Chordata; Actinopteri; Syngnathiformes; Syngnathidae
Gene: nr2c2ap
Product: nuclear receptor 2C2-associated protein
Exons: 5
Coding region: 117-542 (141 amino acids)
Source: RefSeq, a predicted model, not a curated record